AUGAGAUUCUUACGUGGCCUUUUGUUUGUAUUGCCCUCUUGGGGGGUCACUGUUGAACCAAGAGAUGUUCAAGGCGGAUUCUGGCUCGGUAGUUUGGCGCAAGCCGGAAAAUCUCCUCUCGCCCCUUCGGGCUACGAGGUUUUCCGUAGUGUCAAGGAUUUCGGGGCGAUCGGAGACGGUGUGACUGAUGACACUGCUGCUAUCAAUCGCGCUGCAGCAAUGCUCAACAUGUCUAGCACCGACACACGCUGCGAAGCAGACUGCGGCUCGACGACCGUCUUGGCCGCUGUGGUUUAUUUCCCGCCGGGGACCUACCUCGUGUCCAGUCCAAUUAUUCAGUAUUAUCAUACGCAAUUUGUCGGUGAUGCUGUUUCAAAGCCUGUCAUCAAGGGGUCAAACAACUUCGCCGGCAUCGCUCUCAUGGACAGCAACGUCUAUAUCCCCCAGGGAAACGGAAGUCAGUGGUACAUCAAUCAAAGCAACUUUUUGCGACAAAUCCGCAACUUCGUCUUCGAUAUGACUGGGAUGGAACCGCACAACCAGCAGGGUGGUCAGGCCUUUGUCCCGACAGGUAUUCACUGGCAGGUCGGCCAGGCGACCAGUAUCACCAACUGUGACUUCAAAAUGGACGUCGCUGACGGCCAAAGAGCCACCACAAGCGUCGGAAUCAUGAUGGAGAACGGAAGCGGUGGCGUAGUGAGUGAUCUGACUUUUUUCGGCGGAAAUAUUGGCUUCAUUGCGGGAAGCCAGCAGUUCACCGCGAGCAACCUCCAGUUCACGUCAUGCUUGACGGCUAUAAAACAUCUCUGGAACUGGGGCUUCACCUGGAAGAACAUAUAUGUACAAUAUUGCCCCGUCGCUAUUGACUGUACAGAGUAUUCACCGGCCACACAGCAAGGCACCGGAUCCGUUGCUGUUGUGGACUCUUACUUCCACGACGUGACCAACGCCAUCACCAUUUUGCGAAACGGUGACCAACAGCCUAGCAUUGUCCUUGAGAAUCUGCAAGUUCAGAAUUCGCAGUCCGUGGUUCAAGUAAUAGGCGGCACGGGGGAAACAAUCCUGCCUGGCUCUAGCGGUAUGCUCUACUUUGACACGUGGGUUUCUGGCGUUCAGUAUCUCCCCAAUGGGAUCUCGGGCACCAAGAAAAGUGCAUUUAUUACACCGGCGACGAACAAGCCUCAAUCUCUCCUCGACGACUUUGAUCGCUACCUUGUCCGCGCGAAGCCUCAGUACGAAGACGUUGAAGCGGGCAAUAUAGUAGUGGCUACCCACAAUGGUGUCUCCAACGAUGGCACCGGAGAUCAAACGGAUGCCAUCAACGCCAUGUUGUCCGGGAAUGUCGGGUCUGUUAUUUUCUUCCCCGCCGGAAUCUACCAAGUCCAGGGAACUGUUAAAGUCCCCGUAGGGUCUAAAAUCGUUGGCUCAAGCUGGAGCCAGAUCCGUGGCACGGGGCCGUACUUUUCAAAAGAGUCAGACCCAAGGGUCAUGGUGCAAGUUGGAAACGAUGGUGAUUCCGGUGUCAUUGAGAUUUCCGACAUGAUGUUCACCGUCAAGGGUGCCACAGCCGGAUGUAUACUCAUGGAAUGGAACGUUCAUGAAUCCGGCCGGGGUUCAGCUGCCAUGUGGGAUAGCCAUUUCCGGGUUGGCGGUGCAGCCGGGAGUGAUCUUCAACUCCAGGACUGCCCGUUGGGGUGGGCGACGGAAGCCAAGUGCAAGGCGGCGGCGAUGCUUAUGCAUGUCACGCAGACGGCGUCCGGUUACUUCGACAAUGUCUGGCUCUGGGUUGCAGACCACGACUUGGAUAGCCCAUUAAAUGCAGAUGCGGUCGAAGGCCCCGGCGGUAUUCCCAUGACUGCCCAAACUCAGAUCUCCAUCUAUGUCGGACGAGGUCUCCUUGUUGAGUCCCAGGGUCCGACUUGGUUCUACGGCACGUCUAGUGAGCAUUCUCAAAUGUACCAGUACGAGCUGCUUGGGGCAAAGAAUGUGUACAUGGGUCACUUGCAGACUGAGACUCCGUAUUAUCAACCUUAUCCCGAUGCUCUGAGGCCGUAUGAGCUUGGCGCCAUGGCGGGCGACCCUACAUUCAGUGACUGCAAUGACUCAUUAUGUCGUGGCGCCUGGGCUCUCCGGGUCAUCAACUCUACAGACGUGGUCAUUUAUUCUGCCGGCUUCUAUUCGUUCUUUCAAAACAAUUGGCUCGGCUGUGCAUUGAACGAGAACUGUCAAUUGGCCUUGAUGGAAACAAGUUACUCCGAAAGGCUUUGGGCAUACAACAUCUUUACCAAAGGAAAUGUACAAAUCGUCUCGCCGAGGGGAGGAUUGCCUCCCGUGCUAUUCGACGACACAACUAGAAACGGCUACACAAGCGAAAUCGCGGCUUGGCUGGAGCUCAGCCAAGGUGGUGGGAACAUAGGGGUCGAUGAUAUCUACCUUGACCUCAAGAUAUGGCAAGGUCCUUUGGCUACCGUAUCUUGCCGGCCACCUUGCACAUACAUUCUUCCACCAAUACCCCUACAGUCCCCAACGACCAUCAUGUUCCCGCCCUCUUCCACUUCUCUCGAAGUAGGCUGGUUUACGGACACCACAUAUAUCGGAGACGAUGGCCAAUACACGGCCACUGUCGAGUAUGUCGUCGUUACAGUGACGACGACUCUUACAAUCCCGAAUUUGGUGGUUUCAUCUCUUCCCGUCUCCAACGUUGCCAUACCACCGGGCGUGAAUUCAACAACAAUUUACGCCGAGACAAGUUUACUGCCGCCGCCGUUUGUCAUCACCGACGACAAGGGCCCAACCGGGAGAAUCGUCAACCGGACGAUUACUCCGAAGCCUUGGCCAUGGAGCAAUGGUCCCGCGUCCACCCAAACGACUUCGAAUAAUGCCCUACUGUUUGUUGUGCACACUUUCGGUCCGCCGGGUCCAGUCUGUACAGGCGGAUGUGGCAUUAAGUGCAAAAACUACUGCAAUUGGCCCUGUCAAGACGGUUGUAACGGAGGCGAAGACUGUAAAUACGGCGGCUGCACUCACGGCGGUGACUGCUCCGGCGAUGACUGCACCGGCGGUGGUGACUGCGAAUCCGACAAUUGUGACAGAGGCGGUGAUUGCCAUGGGUCGCACUGCCAACGUGGAGGUGGUUGCGUAGGUCCAUCUUGUCGUCGCCCCGGCAUAUGUCAUCCUUUUCCUUGCCCAGAGACUGGUGGUUGCGUUGGGCCACUGUGUGGCACGUUUGAGGAUGAUGAUCCGGAUAUCAAAGAUUUCCAAGAUCCCACUGAUCCAAACCAUGUCAGCGAGCGCGAGCCAGAUGAGUGUACCACCAAAACGUUUAGCACAUGCAGUACCCUCUGUCUAGCAAGCCCCGCGACAACUUGCUGGACUGCCUGCAGCACGGGGGUAGGAUGUGACGAGACAGACUCAUCCUGGCUAGCCACCGAGACUCCGGCGCCAGCAUAUGCCGUGGGAGUAUUAGAGCUGUGGCCGGAUAUCCCGUCUCCGGAUCCCGAAUUGCCGGCUGUGGCACAAAGCGUCAUCCAAGCGUUGAGCUUUUUGGGCGAUUUCGGCGAUUCCGGCACCUCUACUAUCCAGACGGCUGUGUCUUGCUACGAUCCCCGAGAUACUUGCUAUAAGACCGGCUACAGCACAAGAUGCGAAACAGUAGCACGAGUCGCUGGUCAUGUUGGCCCUCGUCAAGGUAUGGAGACGGGUCAAACGCCAAGUGCUACUCCGCGCCCAGUGUUGGUAAGGCCUGUUCAACGAGAUGAUGCCGAGAAUGGAAGCGAGAGCAGUACGAGCAUAGUAUCGUCGCCGUCCAGCCACGCACCGUCUCUAAGGAUUGAUGCUAGGCGGGCUCCAGGACGAUAUAUUCCCAUAAACUUUGACGGAAGUGGGAAUAUUAGCAGAGUGGUGUCGGUUUCUUCAAACAUCAGCCCGCUGCCCGCCAUGGACCUAUCACUCCCCGGCGAGUCAUGCACUGUAGAGCCCUUUUGCAUCUGUCAAGGGCCCUACACGACAUGUCUAUAUAUAUGGGUCGAAAAAGACCAUUACAUUGGAUCUGGUGUCUCUUUCAUUGUUCAGGUGAAAGAGAAUGAUCGACUGAUAUGCGAUGUUACAAUGGAGUGUGGAGACUGCGAUGGUGGACACGCCGAGUGUACGGACGGCAGUAGCAUCGAGUGGUUGAAUUAUGAAGCGCAGUAUUAUAGCAAAACGCAGGACUUUACAUUCGUUGUGCGGCUGAUUGAGGUUCAGCCCUCCGGUCAUCAUUGCGGGAGUCUCUUUGACUCUUGCUCCGAACGUUACUUCUUGUCAGAAGAUUACUGCAAGCCAAACGGACAUUCAUUCUGA
Messenger RNA from Metarhizium robertsii ARSEF 23, 4338 nucleotides. Its product is annotated as Pectin lyase fold/virulence factor. The coding region runs from base 1 to 4338 and encodes 1445 amino acids. Lineage: Eukaryota; Fungi; Ascomycota; Sordariomycetes; Hypocreales; Clavicipitaceae. The transcript has 3 exons. The record is from RefSeq and is a predicted model, not a curated record. Gene Ontology annotation, molecular function: polygalacturonase activity.